GGCAUUGGGCGGUGCGCUAAGCCCCGCCCCUCUUUUCCCCCACCGCAUUUUGAAACGAUGAAUGGGGGAACAUUACGCUGUGGGCAAGAAGAAGAGGCUGCAAACACAGCAACAGCUUUGGUUUCAAGUGCUCACAAACAAACCGGAGGACUGACGAGUCGAACCCGGGCGGUCCUGAAUCACACAUGACAUAUAGUGACAGCAUGGACACUGAGGAGCUCCAGAGGAACCUCCAGCCUACCUCUAUGGUUGAAGAGGACAUGGACGCCGUGGAGGCCCUGAUGUCCAUGACUACACACUGGAAAACGAGGAGCUUCAGGCUCAGGCAGGUUAGACCCCUGACCCCUUCGUCGGACAGCUCAGGAGAUGACUGUGCCUCACCAGGAUCUACCUCGCUACAGGACUCCACACUGUGUAUGACACCACCAUAUAGCCCACCUCACUGCGAGGCCACACAUUCACCCACAGCAGCAACAACCGUUCAUCUACCUGCAGAAACUGGAAGUCAAACCCUGCUGCCAACACAAGACGCCGAUCUGCGAACACAUGCUGCUGCGUCCGAGCAGAGGUUCCAGUGCACUAGUGUGAUCCGCCACACUGCGGAUGAUCAGCAGUGCUGUUCCAGUGUCCAUCCUGUCUCAACAGAAGACAGACUCUGUCAAGUUCACAUAAAUGACUCUAGAGAGGAUUUGCACUUAGAAGAUGGACUGAACCACAGAGACUCUGAAUCUAGAGCCACCACACCACAAAAGCCUUUGACUGCAACUGUGACGAAUGUGGUGAAGGACAGUAAGACGCAGAGGAGCAUUUCAGGUCCAAGUGAUGAAUCAAACAUCCCUCCGUGUGUCUCCAUUGUCCCUGCUUGUAAUAAUGGAGUCUCUCAUGUGCCUGUCUACUGCCAGAUCCUUCCUGUCUCUUCUCUUUCCACCAGUGUUGUACAAAAGCAUGUCACAGCCGCUGAGAGUCCAAAGCAGAACUCACCAAUUACCCAAAAACACACAGUACUGAAUUCACAACCCCAAGCAGCUUCUUCAGCCCAGGUAUUUGUCCUUGGGCACCAGGUUGCACAAAGUCCCCUAAUGCUCCUUGUCCCUCAGUCAGCUGUUCCUACGAUAUAUGUUCAGCCAUCGCUGGUGACACCCAGUACCAACAAGUUGCCAGUCAUCGCGCCUGCACCUGGACGCACCGUGCUGGAGCAAAGACAAAGCCCGCUGCAGCCUGAGUUGUCCCGUAUACGCAGUCACGUUUGUCCCCAUGAGAACUGUAGCAAGACCUACUUCAAGAGCUCCCACCUAAAGGCUCACAUGAGGACACACACAGGUGAGAAGCCCUUCAAAUGCAAGUGGGAGGGCUGCGAGAGGCGAUUCUCUCGCUCUGAUGAGCUGUCUCGCCACCGACGUACCCAUACAGGAGAGAAGAAAUUUGUCUGCCCCUUGUGCCUAACCAGCUUCAUGCGCAGUGACCACCUGGCUAAGCACGCCCGAAGACACCUAACAGCAAGGAAGACGCCCUGCUGGACAUUGGGGGUUACCCAGGCUGCUGACCUCACUCUUCUAAACACUACAUCCAAGUAAAGACAGUGAAACUGUAGAACUCAAUGUGUUUAAAUCUUCGUUUUGUUUGUGUACCUGGUUUAUCACCAUUCACCUGAACACUUGCACAUCACUGCUGAAAACCAAAAAAUUAAGUAGUUGCUGCUCAGGUUAAUGGUCUAUUUACAUAUGACUGAGAGUUUUGUAAUGUAGCUGAGAAAUGACACCUUCACUGUCACAUAUAUUUAAUAUGCUGCUAAUUGUUUUUCACUUUUGCAAAACACAGUGUGUACUACUGUAUGUUUACUUGUCAGUGAUAUUUGACCAAAGAAUGUUGCAUGGUUUUCUUUUGUGCCUUAUGGGAAUGUAAUUGUUGAACUUUUUGCACAUAGCUGUUAGUUGGGAUUACAUUUAAAAAUUAGACUAAAUUAAACUUGAACACAGGUA
Messenger RNA from Solea senegalensis (Senegalese sole), 1979 nucleotides. RefSeq names its product Krueppel-like factor 10. Gene Ontology annotation, biological process: regulation of transcription by RNA polymerase II. Gene Ontology annotation, molecular function: RNA polymerase II cis-regulatory region sequence-specific DNA binding; DNA-binding transcription factor activity, RNA polymerase II-specific. Lineage: Eukaryota; Metazoa; Chordata; Actinopteri; Pleuronectiformes; Soleidae. The coding region runs from base 186 to 1574 and encodes 462 amino acids. The record is from RefSeq and is a predicted model, not a curated record. The transcript has 4 exons.